UAGAGAUACCAUCCAUUUUCGCCUUAGCAGCUCUUCGCAGUCGGAUCCCUACAGGUGCUAAUAUUUGAAAGUGAGUGAGAGUGAAUAUUCAGCGAAGAUGCAGAACGACGAGGGACAAAACAUGGAUCUCUAUAUCCCGAGGAAGUGCUCGGCCACUAAUAGGCUGAUCACUUCAAAGGAUCAUGCGUCUGUACAGAUCAAUGUUGGGCAUUUGGAUGAGAGUGGCCGUUACACUGGCCAAUUCUCCACAUUUGCUCUCUGUGGAUUCAUCCGUGCCCAGGGUGAUGCAGACAGUGCACUUGAUAGGCUCUGGCAGAAAAAGAAAGUCGAAGCCCGACAACAGUGAUUUUUUAUGCCUAAGUAGUGGAUUUUGUUUUCCAGAUUUUUUUUUGUGUACUUUAUUUUUAUUUAAAAGCAUUUUAUGGGAAGCCAUAUCCGUUGAGAUAGAAAUUUUGAAGAUAUUCGUUCAAUCAAUUAAAAGUUGCCUCUAGUUCUGUUUUA
Messenger RNA from Erythranthe guttata (spotted monkey flower), 501 nucleotides. Its product is annotated as small ribosomal subunit protein eS21y. Gene Ontology annotation, biological process: translation. Gene Ontology annotation, cellular component: ribosome. The record is from RefSeq and is a predicted model, not a curated record. Gene Ontology annotation, molecular function: structural constituent of ribosome. Lineage: Eukaryota; Viridiplantae; Streptophyta; Magnoliopsida; Lamiales; Phrymaceae.